CAGUCUGGUCACAUCGGUCAUGUCACAAAUUUCGUAAACAAAAGAAUCGCGAAAUUGCUAGUAAUAGUUUUCACUGACUUGGUCUGCUGGUCGGGUAAUGUCACAAAAGUAGAGUAGAAAAUCCAGCCAUGGAGGUGUUCCAGACCGACUCGCACUAUAUCUUCGUGAAGCGGGACAAGAGUUUGUGGUGGCACCGAAGGACGUCUGAGUUCUCCAUAAAAGCAGGAUGGGAUCUCAGUUCUGUGGACGACAUAGAAUGCAUUGGCGUGACACACGGAAUUGUUGGUGUAAUCUCACUGCCCAAUGUCUAUGAACCCCAUUUAGUUGUGGUAAAGGAGGCUUCGGCAGUGGGCGUUCUAUAUCCACCACACUUGGUGUACAAAAUCAAGUCGAUAUGCAUUCUGAGUGCCGACGAUCCGGACACCGAUUUGCCCAAUUGCACCAAGCACACCAAGAGCAACCAGUCCACGCCCACCCACAGCGUCUCCACCUCCAACAACAACAAUGCCAGCGUUCCGUCGAGCGGCGGAGGCUCCUCAAAGAGCACCAAACUAUUCGAAGGCAUGAACAAGACGUGGGGCGCCGUAAAGAGUGCAGGCAACACUAUUAAGAAUACUACCCAGCAAGCUGCGAAUUUGGCCACCAAGCAGGUUAAGUCAUCUGUGGGCAUUCGGGAGCCCAGGCAUAUUGAACGCCGCAUAACGGAGGAAUUACACAAGAUAUUCGACGAGACGGACAGCUUUUAUUUCAGCUUCGACUGCGAUAUCACCAACAAUCUGCAGCGCCAUGAGGCCAAAUCGGAGGAAAGUCAGUCUCAGCCGGAUGAGAGAUUCUUUUGGAACAAGCAUAUGAUAAGAGAUUUGAUUAACUUGAAUGACAAAACUUGGAUACUCCCCAUCAUUCAGGGAUUCAUGCAAGUUGAAAAUUGUGUCAUAGGCAAUGAAUGCUUCACCUUGGCCUUGGUUUCGCGAAGAUCGCGUCAUCGUGCGGGAACACGCUACAAGAGACGGGGCGUAGACGAAAAGGGAAACUGUGCCAAUUACGUAGAAACGGAACAAAUACUCUCAUUCCGUCAUCACCAGCUUUCCUUCACCCAAGUGCGUGGAUCUGUGCCUAUCUACUGGAGCCAGCCGGGCUACAAGUAUCGCCCACCACCACGCCUCGAUCGAGGGGUUGCCGAGACCCAACAGGCCUUUGAACUGCACUUUACCAAGGAACUGGAGACCUAUGGGCGGGUGUGCAUCGUCAAUUUGGUUGAGCAGAGCGGAAAGGAGAAGACAAUUGGAGAUGCUUAUGCAGAUCACGUGAUUAAGUUGAACAACGACCGAUUGAUAUAUGUAACCUUUGACUUUCACGAUUACUGCCGCGGCAUGCGCUUCGAGAAUGUGUCGGCUCUAAUCGACGCAGUAGGCCCUGAGGCAGGUGCAAUGGGCUUCCACUGGCGGGAUCAACGUGGAAUGAUAUGCAACCAAAAAUCCGUGUUUAGGGUAAAUUGCAUGGACUGCCUAGAUAGAACGAAUGUGGUGCAAACGGCUAUUGGCAAGGCUGUACUCGAAUCUCAGCUAGUGAAACUGGGCCUCUCGCCGCCUUAUACUCCCAUUCCGGAGCAGCUGAAAUCUCCGUUUAUGGUGCUAUGGGCAAACAAUGGCGACAUAAUAAGUAGGCAGUAUGCAGGCACAAAUGCAUUAAAGGGAGACUAUACUCGCACCGGUGAGCGCAAAAUCAGCGGUAUGAUGAAAGACGGCAUGAACUCCGCCAAUCGUUAUUAUUUGGCGCGAUUUAAGGACUCGUAUCGACAGGCCACCAUAGAUUUGAUGCUAGGCAACCAGGUCUCCUCGGAGUCACUCAGUGCUUUGGGCGGACAAGCUGGCCCAGAUGAAAAUGACGGAACGGAAAAUGCCGAGCAAGCCAAGUUGCUAGUGGAAGAUUGUCGUCGCCUGCUGCUGGGAACUGCUCAGUAUCCUGUUGGAGCUUGGGGACUAAUAGAUGCUGACCCAAGCUCCGGCGAUAUCAACGAAACAGAGGUAGAUACUAUUUUGUUGCUCACAGACGAUUGCUAUAUUGUUGCCGAAUACGACUCACAUCUGGACAAGAUUGUGCGCUUUGAGAAGGUGCAACUGACGCAGGUGCGUCUCAUAGAGUUGGGCAUGCAUCAGCAGACGAAAAUUUUUCAGGGAUCCGCUCCAGCGCAUCUUUGUCUGCGUCUGAACUACAGUGUAGACGAGCAAGAGGGCUACUUUCACAUGUUUCGCUCGGCCAAUCUAAGAUUCUUUAACAACAUGGCCUAUGUGAUCAAGACGCAGGAGGAGGUAGCCGAGUCCAUGACUUCAAUUGUCGAGAUGUUCCGCAUUGCCCUGGAUAAUGCAGGGAAUACAGAAGUACGAUACAUUACGGGUGGGGUGCUGCAGCGAAGAAAGAGCAAGUUGCCCACUUUGGAUGUUCCAAGAGGCAUGCCACGCAACCUUUCCGAAUCUCAGCUGGUACAGUUAAGCUCAAAGGCACUUUCAAAUAUGGCGGGACAGUUCUCGAAAUUGGGACAGACCUUCAAAAAGCCGCAAGCCCAUCCCAGCAGCCUGGCAGCUACUAUGAAUCCACAAGUAAUGCGUCAGAGAGACAGCGAAAUAGAAUCUGGCCAGGAAGCGGAAAAGGCAGUUUUCACACUGGGUCGCAAGCAUCGAAAUUCCAACAGCGCAAGCAGCACCGAUACCGAUGAGCAUGACAACAGUUUGUACGAGCCCGAGGUGGACUCGGAUGUGGAGAUAGCUAUGGACAAGUCCAACUACAACGAGAACGCCUUUCUGCCGUCGGUGGGUAUUGUAAUGGGUAAUCAGAAGGAGGACUCGCCUAGCUCCUCCGAUGAAAUUCGACAUUUGGAGCAGAAGGAUAGCAUGUGCAAAACCACAGAGGAUGUGCUAACCAUUUCCAUAACCUCCGUGACGGACCACGUUGGUCUGCCCACGGGCCUUCUGGAAAAUGCACCGGCCAUCCGACCGAUUACGCCAAAUCCGUUGAUCUGUGUGGAAGCUCACGAAGCAUUUGAUGACAGGGAGGAGGGGGUGAAGCCUGUGUCCAGUACGUCCGCCAGGGAUCUCAGCCUUCCCGGUUUGCCCACUCACCCGGAAGCCAACAAGCUGAAGCAGCUUACUAGCCCGCUCUCGAAGCUGGCCAAGAACAUUGGCUUGAACUUGGACCCCCGCAAGAUAGCCACCAAGACCGGAGUCCUCUCACCUACCAUCCUCUCCGCCGAGAAUUCUCCGCCGGAGCGCGACCCAAGCUCACGGGAUCACUUGCUGGAGCUGUGGGAGGCCGAGAAGUGCAAAACCAAGUUAAUAGCCUUGUAAGAAGGUCACUAGGCGGGCAAUAGCCGAAGCUACACACUUUUUAAUAAAUAAGUGCAAGUGAUAUAUUUAUUUUCGAAAUAGAAUGCAAGAAAACGAAAAUUGUUCUACUUGUUGUUCGAGGCACUUCCAUUGAUGCCAUAUUAGGCAUAAAGCAAAGAUUAAAUUGUAUCGUUUUUGUGGUUCUUAUAAUGUAGUUGAUAUACGCCAUAUUUGUGAUUGUUAUAGCACCAAGCUGUAGUGAGUUUAUAGAUUUUUGGGCAACCCGAAAAAAGAUUGGGUAUAUUAUAAUGAACACCAAGAAUAAGCUGCACAUUUAAUGAUCGUUUGAAGGGAUAUAAUUUAUUGCAGAUUAACAAUAUUAUAAAUAAAUUAUAUUCUUUUUUAUAAAGAAGUAAUAUUUUUAAUUAUAAAAAUUGAUUUAUUUUAGCAUUAUUAUUUAAGAAAAAUGUUAGUUUUUGUUUGAUUAUAAUUUUACUUACCAUAGGGUAAGAUUAUAAAUUCAUUUUUUCGGUGAGUGAUGGAUGGUAUUACAGCUUCCCUUUUUAAUAGAUCUGCCACUUAAUGUCCUAUAAUAUGCUUGCAUUGCUUUUAGCAUUCAGCCUUAACCAACAGCUUAGUUUUAGAGCUCAGUAGAACUCAAGCACUUGGCUUACGAAACAAUUAUACGUAUGCACAUCAGGCUGGUGAACAGAAAACUCAAUACCACGAGAAGGCAAAACAAACAAACAAAAGACUUGGCGGAUGCCAACAUUUUUACACGCUACACUUAUAGGAAAACAACACAUUUUGUGACUGGAAAACCAAAACAUCAUAUGACACUACGCAAUUAAAACAUAUGUGAGAACUUAAGAGAUUUCAGCAAAGUCAACGAAUAUUGGAAGAGCUAUAGAUACUCAUAAAGUUUUGGUUCGAAUACGUUCGAUAUUAAUCUCUGUAGUGUAUUUGUAAAUAAAGGAACAUUUUAUGUAAACGUACUACAAUUGGUACAAUUCUGUAUGCGCC
This is a messenger RNA of Drosophila melanogaster (fruit fly), 4343 nucleotides long. RefSeq names its product spermathreecae (gene sp3). The record is from RefSeq and is marked reviewed. NCBI's taxonomy places the organism in Eukaryota, Metazoa, Arthropoda, Insecta, Diptera, Drosophilidae. Gene Ontology annotation, molecular function: phosphatidylinositol phosphate 4-phosphatase activity; phosphatase activity; phosphatidylinositol-4-phosphate phosphatase activity. Bases 129 to 3341 code for a protein of 1070 amino acids. The transcript is spliced from 11 exons.